Messenger RNA from Vavraia culicis subsp. floridensis, 587 nucleotides. RefSeq lists its product as uncharacterized. The record is from RefSeq and is a predicted model, not a curated record. Lineage: Eukaryota; Fungi; Microsporidia; Pleistophoridae. The coding region runs from base 1 to 534 and encodes 177 amino acids. The transcript has a single exon.
AUGUUUGUAUAUCUCGUCUCGCUGUUAGCAUUCAGGUUCCAGCUAAAAAGAAUUGACCGCGACACUUACAUUGGCCAAAGUAACGGAAACAUCACGUUUGUGGACCCAGACGAGGCAGAUAUUUUCGAGCUUGAGAACACCGAUCACCCAAAUGAAGAUUUUGUAAUGGUGCGCUCCAAGGAUAACAAAGUAUGGGAUAUAUCUGGCAAUGCCACCAAACUCAUUUAUUGGUCAGACAGACAUGGGAAAGUCAACCAGCGGUUUACGCUUCUAGAGCGACCACAGGGCCAUGUAAAGGUAGUGAGUGAUAUGAAGCUCUGCAUAACAUUCGACCAGUCAGCCAAUAAUUUCGUCAGAGCGCCCUGCGAUGACAAUAACCCACACCAACUUUUUGAUUUUGUGGGCGUUGAAAGUGAGAGCCAACCGGAAGGCGUGGUUGUGGAAGAAUCGAAACUGAAUGCGCUGAAAAUGGCAGCAUCGAAUUGUCCAGAAAUAAGAGAUAUGCUGGGUAUGGAAUUUAUAAUGGGAGUGUGAGAGUCAUAGGGAAGUAUGGCAUUGGAAGAUGAAGAGAUGGUGCUGUCAAACAG